Messenger RNA from Phytophthora infestans T30-4, 375 nucleotides. Its product is annotated as elicitin-like protein. Bases 1 to 375 code for a protein of 124 amino acids. The transcript has a single exon. Gene Ontology annotation, cellular component: extracellular region. The record is from RefSeq and is a predicted model, not a curated record. Lineage: Eukaryota; Oomycota; Peronosporomycetes; Peronosporales; Peronosporaceae.
AUGAAGACCUCUACCAUCACCGUCGCUCUUGCUGCUCUUGUCGCCAUCACCGCACCCACCCUCGUCGAAGCUGAAACCUGCGCCACCAUGACUCUCGUCUUCAAAUUGCUCCCGCUACUGUCCGAUGCCAAAACGUGCGCCGACGAUACGGGAUACACCAUUUACCCAUUCAGCGGCAAACCCACUGAGCAGCAGAUGCCAGCUAUUUGUGCCAACCCGACGUGUACGGGUGUAUUGCAGGAUGCCAUUGACAGCGACCUGCCGGAUUGCACGAUCGACUUUGAGGCGACGCAACUGAACGUGCGCGCAGAGUUGACAGCCUACGCCACGCGAUGCGGAGUGUUCGAGUCGCGCAAGAAACCGUUGCGUGCUUGA